This is a messenger RNA of Columba livia (rock pigeon), 4277 nucleotides long. RefSeq names its product activin A receptor type 1B (gene ACVR1B). The transcript is spliced from 9 exons. NCBI's taxonomy places the organism in Eukaryota, Metazoa, Chordata, Aves, Columbiformes, Columbidae. Gene Ontology annotation, molecular function: activin receptor activity, type I; ATP binding; activin binding. Bases 74 to 1612 code for a protein of 512 amino acids. Gene Ontology annotation, cellular component: plasma membrane; activin receptor complex. The record is from RefSeq and is a predicted model, not a curated record. Gene Ontology annotation, biological process: protein phosphorylation; activin receptor signaling pathway; nervous system development.
CAGGCCGCGCGCCGGCGCUCGCCCCUCCCGCAGGCGCUGGCGGCCGCUCGGCACCGAGGCCGCGGCGCUCGCCAUGGCCGCCCCGCAGCGCCCGCCGCCCCGCGCCCGCCCAGCCCCGCCGCUGCCCGCUGCUGCCGCCGUCCUGCUCGCCCUGCUCCUGGCCGGGGCGCUCGGCGGGGCCCGCGCUCUGACGUGUCUGUGCUCCGACUGCAAACAAGCCAACUCCACGUGUGAAACGGAUGGCGCCUGCAUGGUCUCGGUCUUCAACCUGGACGGCGUUAAACAUCACGUUCGCACCUGCAUUCCUGAAGCCAAAUUGAUUCCUGCCGGGAAGCCCUUCUAUUGCCUGAGUUCGGAAGAUCUGCGGAAUACUCACUGCUGCUACUCUGAUUUCUGCAACAAAAUCGAUUUAAUGGUUCCCAGCGGACAUCUGAAAGAAAACGAAGCCCCGUCGAGCUGGGGUCCCGUGGAGCUGGUGGCCGUGAUUGCCGGACCCGUCUUCCUCGUGUUUGUCGUCAUGAUCAUACUCGUCUUUGUUUUUCACCACCACCAACGGGUCUAUCACAACCGGCAGCGGCUGGACGUGGAAGACCCCUCUUGUGAAAUGUGCCUGUCGAAGGAUAAGACCUUGCAAGAUCUCGUCUACGAUCUUUCCACCUCUGGCUCUGGCUCAGGUUUGCCACUUUUUGUCCAGCGGACCGUGGCUCGGACGAUUGUCCUUCAGGAGAUCAUCGGUAAAGGCCGCUUCGGUGAAGUGUGGCGCGGCCGGUGGCGCGGAGGUGACGUCGCUGUAAAGAUCUUCUCUUCACGUGAGGAGCGCUCCUGGUUUAGGGAGGCAGAAAUAUAUCAAACCGUUAUGCUGCGACACGAGAACAUCCUGGGGUUUAUUGCCGCGGAUAACAAAGAUAACGGAACGUGGACUCAGCUGUGGCUCGUCUCCGAUUACCACGAGCACGGAUCUCUCUUUGAUUACCUUAAUCGGUACACGGUGACUAUCGAGGGGAUGAUCAAACUCGCCCUGUCCGCUGCCAGCGGGCUGGCCCACCUGCACAUGGAGAUUGUGGGGACUCAGGGAAAGCCUGGGAUUGCUCACAGAGACCUGAAGUCCAAGAACAUCUUGGUGAAGAAGAACGGCACAUGUGCCAUCGCCGACCUCGGGCUGGCUGUCCGGCACGAUUCGGUUACAGAUACGAUUGAUAUUGCACCAAAUCAAAGGGUCGGAACCAAACGAUACAUGGCCCCCGAAGUCUUGGAUGAAACCAUAAACAUGAAGCAUUUUGAUUCAUUUAAAUGCGCCGAUAUCUACGCCUUGGGCUUGGUCUACUGGGAGAUUGCUCGACGGUGCAAUGCAGGAGGUAUCCAUGAGGAGUAUCAGCUUCCCUACUACGACCUUGUACCCUCUGAUCCUUCUAUUGAGGAGAUGCGGAAGGUCGUAUGUGAUCAGAAAUUACGGCCUAAUAUCCCCAACUGGUGGCAAAGCUACGAGGCGCUCCGGGUGAUGGGUAAGAUGAUGCGAGAGUGCUGGUACGCCAACGGAGCGGCUCGACUCACCGCCCUCCGCAUUAAGAAAACCCUCUCCCAGCUCAGUGUCCAGGAGGAUGUGAAAAUCUAGACCCUGAGCCCCAGCAGGAGGAAACUGCACAAAAACUGCCAUGCUAGAGUAGACGUGUGACGGAGGCCUACCUCGUGUUUCUGCCCAAUCUACUGCUACCAACCAGACAGCGUGACCUACAGGCUGCUCGGUGGGGUGACGGAGCCCUUAGAAUUGCUCCCUUCCCUGCUUGGGUAUGAAACAAUCAGAAACCUUUUUACCAUCAGCGUGAAGACUUGAGAGGGACUUAAACCUGAGGGAUCUCAGCCAUGACCGUAACUCUUUGUUUCUUUAACGGAAAUCCCUGUAAAGUUCAGCGCGUGGCGGUUGAGGCGCCGGUGCUGGGAGUGGGAAGGGAAAGGGAAGGUUUUCUUGCCGUACUCUGAGGAUGUUUUUCCAGGGACUGGCACGUUAAUGCAUUCGCAAAACAAAUGGUGCUCCCUUCUGAGAGGCUGAGCCUGAACAGUUUUAUCAGCUUCACGAAACCGUUUCCCUCCUUUUUCUUAAGCUUGAAAAAAAACCCGUCGAAAAACUGCAAUGGGACUGGCUGUCGGUGUGCGCGAUGGUGUCUGCAUGCGCGGGGCGCGCGUCCCUCUGCCUGCUCAUCUCCUCCCGUAGACGUGCGGUGUCCGCCCGUCGGGCGGCUCCUGUCUGUCCGUGCUUUCUGUGCAUGUGCAAACCGCGAGUGUGUCCUUUGAUGUGUCUGAGCUGUGCGCGCUGGUGCUCCCCGUGCCGGGUGGCGAGCGUUGGCUUGGCCAGGGGAAAAACGGCUCCUCGGCUCUCCGGUGGGCGCACAACGUCCCAUGGGGUCGCCUCACUGCCACCCCCUCCCCUUUUUUUAAGAUAAAACAAAUUAGGAACUUCACUUUGCUCCUGGAAUCCAGGGGGUUUGAUUUUCUCUUGAGCCCCUGGGGUUUGUAAUUUUUUGGUAAGGUGGAAAAGAGACCUGAGGGGAGAGAUGCGGAGCUGAGAUGCGGGUCGGAGAUAGAGCAGGGGCUGCGCCCGCAAACAGAACCCCCCAAUUCCCCACCCAGGGGCGUUCGGAGGCGGGCGCCUGGAUGAAUAAAACACCCCCCCCCCCCGCGAGGGGCCCUGGGUUUGGAAAUCACCGUCCACCUUUUUACUGCACAUCUCUAGAUAUAACCUGGAAGUGGCUGCGUAGAACUUGUUAGGGUGGGGGGCGCAUGAAUUUUCUGGUUAAAUGCCAAAUCAGGGUGAAGUAAGAGCUUUUGGGUGAUGGCAGCACCGAACACAACGUGGGAAGUGCCGGUUUCGGUGGCUCGGUCAGUAUCUCCGAUGCGUAACUCUGAAGCCAUAACUUUUAACUGGAGUGGUUUUGAUUGUUAUUUCUUUUUUUGAAUUCUUAUUUUAUGGGAGGGUCUGGAUUUUAACUUUUUUUAAUAUUGUUAAUUCUUUAUAAGAGAAGAAAAUCAAUCUAUAAUGAUUACCUCUUGACCUGUUUGUAAAGAAAUCACUGAAAAGAACAAAAAAAGCCAACCAAAUGCACACAGCUCGAUUUACACUGGAACUGUUUCUACGCAAACCUCGCGCCUGCUCGGGGAGGUUGAGGUUUCAUCUCAGCUCCGGCCACCGGGGUUAACGUUUGUUCUUGCUGUCCGUGUAUCUGUCCACAUGUCCGUCUGUCCCCAGACUCCCUAUUGUGUGUGACUUUGUGUAGAAGCAAGGGGGGGGGGGGUUUGCAUUGUGUUUUAGCCGGUGUGUGUCCCGGCUUUGUGAUCGGCCGCCGUCCCUUCCCCGUUUGUCGUGACUCCAGAGGUGACCGCGUUUCUCCGGUACCGUCCGUCCCUCAACCAAACCCCUUUGCGUUUAGAAACGGAGGUGGCGGGCGCUUCACACAUCCCCUAAAGACUCUUCAGCUGCUGGCGAUGGUCAAAGUCUUGGUGCCUGUGAACUAAACUGCCGUAGAACCCCCUGGCGCUGGUAGGUACGGCCGCCACGGGCUCUGGUUUCCCCGUAUGAGCCUGGUGACCGCGCGGCUCUUCUCGAGGACGCUAAAUCAGCUACGUAACCCGCACUGACUCCCUCCAACUGUAGCCACACAUGCAUCUGCCUCAGCGCCAAACCAAACAGCGGAGCGGUGCCGGCCCGGCCACGGCGAGCGCGGAGCCGCGGCCCGUCCGCGGCGCAAACAGCCUCGUUCGCGGAGAGAUGCCGUGGCGAGGCGGUGGAAACCGAGAGGGAUUUAGACGGGAACGCUGACUAUGUAGCAUUUCUACAGCACUUUUCAUGCAAACACAUGCCGGGGAGCUGCGGUGCUUACUUAGCUGACUGGUAGCAAACACCGGCUGCGGCAGCGCUGGGAAAAUGCAACGCUAUGGAGUUGAGACGAGGCGGACGCCGCAGCGGCUCCAAACCGGGGAGACGCCGGAUACCCGAUGGCAAACAGCGCUGGGGAGGCCGAGGUACGGAGCUUGUGCUUCUCGUCCGUGGCGCAGGGUCACCCCGUGGUACGCUGGCUUCGGAGCAUCUCUUGGUACUUCUCUGCCCCUUCUCUUUGUUUGGUUUUGUAUAUUUUAUUAGAAACGGACUGUAAAAUAGCCACUUAGACACUUUACCUCUUCAGUAUGCAAAUGUAAAUACGAUGUAAUAUAGGAAAUCUUUUGUUUAAUAUAAAAAACGAGGCUGUCGAUUUCUGCUGUACAUUAUUAAAAGUUGGUUUUAUUCA